CAAGAGACAGAGACCGUUUUGGUUUAGCUGUAACGAUUCUCAGUACUUAACACGGCGGCGUUUGCAAUCCACCUUCCAAAUUCCUCCGAAAUCAUGACGGGGUUGUUCUAUUUAAGUGAAAAACAAGAGGAAAAUCAAGAACAAAGAGGAAAAGAACAGCAAUUGUUCUUGUCCAAGGGCUUGGAGAUAUGGCCACAGCAAAAUCUAGAGAAUUACAUUUCAUUUGGAGUGGGUCCGAGUCGGAGGAACUUCAUGAUCAACGCUUCCGAUGGUCACGAUCAGUUUGUCCCGAGAUUAGGGUUUUCGAUCAAUUGUCAAGAUUGUGGGAAUCAAGCUAAAAAAGAUUGUUCCCAUUUGAGAUGUAGAACUUGUUGUAAGAGCCGAGGGUUUCAUUGCCAAACCCAUGUCAAAAGUACUUGGGUUCCGGCUACCAAGCGCCGGGAACGGCAGCUACAACGUCACCAAAUUGUUCGGCAACAAUCCCGACUAGAUCGGCCCGAUCAGACCACUUCCAAGAGACAUGGAGAAAAUCAAUCACUUUGUGUAGCUCCGAUCGACACUUCAGGGUUAGAAGUUGUGAAUUUUCCAGCUGAAUUCAACUCCUCAGCCGUUUUUCGAUGUGUGAAAGUCAGUGCCAUCGACGAUGUCGAAGAACAAUUAGCAUAUCAAACAUCAGUGAACAUUGGUGGGCGUAUGUUCAAAGGGAUUCUUUACGACCAAGGUCCCAAAAGCACUCUGAAUUUAAGCACGGGCGGCGAGAGCUCGUAUUGCUAUGGCGGAGAAGACGACAGUCAAGCGCUCGAGCUGGUGAUCGGAGCGUCGAACGGCGGGUGGAGGAGUAACAAACCAACCCCAUUUAUGGAGUCUUCUCUAUAUCCCAUCCCAAUCAACACAUUCACCACGGGUACGCAAAAUUUCCCUUCCUCUAGAACUUAAAAGAAAAAAGGGUUGAAGUUGAUUGUGUUGAAUUCAUGAACUAGAAGAAAAAAAAGCUCAUUGAUCUUAUGAUGUGUGAAAUGAAGACAUUGGAAUGGAACAA
Messenger RNA from Cucurbita maxima (winter squash), 1039 nucleotides. RefSeq names its product protein SHI RELATED SEQUENCE 1-like. Gene Ontology annotation, molecular function: DNA binding; DNA-binding transcription factor activity. The record is from RefSeq and is a predicted model, not a curated record. NCBI's taxonomy places the organism in Eukaryota, Viridiplantae, Streptophyta, Magnoliopsida, Cucurbitales, Cucurbitaceae. Gene Ontology annotation, biological process: positive regulation of DNA-templated transcription. The coding region runs from base 94 to 936 and encodes 280 amino acids. The transcript has 3 exons. Gene Ontology annotation, cellular component: nucleus.